CAUCAACUAAGAUCUCAAAAACCACACUCUCUGCAACUUCAACACCAAAAUCCCCAAAUCUCUUCGUUCUCUCAAAACCCUCGCGCACAAUCUACCUGUAUCCCUAUCACCAUGGACACAGAUGGGUUAUCCCAAAUCUGCAGCGGCCUCGGAGCCAUCGAAGAAGACGACGAGGGAAACCGAAUCGGUUACUCCAAAGGCGAAUACUGUCUCGAUAACCUAAAAGACUUGCUAAGGUUUUUGAGACGUGAUGAUCCGCAAACACGUGAUGUGUUCAAGCAAGUGUGCAAAUGGAAUAUAGUUUCUAAGGAUUUGGUACCGAUUAUCGAGCAUUACCACGAAGAUCGUAGCAUGCUUCUGAAUGCAGUGAAGGUUUUGGUGUUCCUUACAAUGCCAAUUGAGCCUGGUUCCACCGAUGUAUCUCAGCAGUUGGAGUAUUUAUGGGAUUUGAAGUCUGCAGUGACUAACAGUGACGUUGCUACAGUGAUAGUGUCCAUUUUGGAAAAACCACUUGAGAAUUUGGAACUUAAUAAAUUCACGGAGGAUGAUUGGAAAUUGGUACAGCUGGUGUUUACAUUAUUUAGAAAUAUACUUGCUGUUCAAGAAAUCCCAUUGCAUCAGAAAUCAGCAGGAUUUGCUAGUCAUUUUUUAUCAUUGAGAGAUAGAUUUCUGGAACUUUUGUUUCGGGAGAAUGUGAUGGAUAUAAUCUUGGUUGUAUCUCAAAACGUCGGCAGUUCUAAUGUUUAUAUCCGUCAGGAUAAUUUGCUUCUAUUGGAAAUAUUCCAUUACAUUUUUAUGGGUCAGGAGCCAGAGUUGAUUGUCCGGGGCCAUUCGAAUGGAUUGAAGGUUGAAGAAGACUCCCAAGCUUCUCUUGAUAGUCUCCAGUCCAUCAUGGAGGAAGAAAAGAAGAAAAGAAUUAUUAAUAGGCUUGGCAAUAUAAGCCGGCAUUCACAAUUCAGUGGAACAUUUGCACGGGUUACCAUGGAUGGUUCUAAAGCCGUGUUUAAGGGGAAUCCUAAUUCUUCCCGUAAUAUACAUCUUAAAUCACAAAAUGUUAUUCGAGGUCGAGCCAAAAAAAUUGCGUGGGAUCAUCCAAGGUUGCCUUCAACAAAGGACAAGAUCUUGGAGAUGCUUAAAGGAUUUGUAAAUCAGUUUCUUUCUGGGGGAUACAACGUUUUGAUGCGAUCGGUCCGUGAAGAUAUUGUCAAGGAACAUCCUGCAAUUCAGAAAAAUGACAUCAUUGUUUUCUUUCAAGUGGCUGACUUUAUCUCUUCAUUUCAGUUUUACAAGUAUUCAACUUCAAAGACAGAGGAAGAAAAGGACAUAUUUGGUGAUAAUGAUGCUGAAGCUUCAGAUUUCAAUGGUAAAAUAUGUGGCCCAAUUGAGGCAUCGUUGAAUGAGUCAAUGUUCCAACUAGUUAUUUCACAGUGGCGGCAGGCCUAUGAUGGUCUAAAGCAGACCAAUGACUACAAGUUUCUAUCUGCAGCUGGUUCUCUUUUGAAAAACAUGAUUCGCAUGCUGGAUUUAGUACUUAACUCGUUGCCAGAUGAUUCUAAGGAGCCGCAAACAGCCCGCAUUCUUCUGUAUAAGUUAUUUUAUGAUCAGACUGAAGAAGGGAUGACUCAAUUCCUCUUGAAUUUGAUCAAAACGUUUGACACACACAAACAAUGCAAAAGUGAUCUUGCAGAUUUGGUUGAAAUCAUUUGCAAAGUUGUGAAGCUAAUGGAUUAUCUUCAGUCUCGAGGAACAUUGAGGGUGUCAAAAAAAGCUAGGAAAUUGAAAAAGAAAACUUCCAAUGGAACAGAAUCAGGGAGUAAACCAACUGGAGACCAUUCUUGUGUUAAAAAAGAAGCUGGCAUUUCUAUUGACAAUCCAUUAGGUGAAAAUCAUUUGCUACAGAAGGAAUCCCUACCGAAUGUAAUCUCCAGUGACCAGGAGGGCAUCCCUGACGAUAAUGAACAUGAAAGUCUCGAGAAAGAUGUGAACUCUCAAGUUCGCUUGGAAUCAAUGGAAAACACACAUCUUGAUGGUAAAGAGCAUGAAAAUGUCAAGGGAGAUGCGAACUCCCAAGUUCGUUUGAAAUCAAUGGAAAACACACAUCGUGAUGAUAAUGAACAUGAAAAUGUCAAGGGAGAUGUGAACUCCCAAGUUCGUUUGGAAUCAAUGGAAAACACACAUCUUGAUGAUAAUGAACAUGAAAAUGUCAAGGGAGAUGUAAACUCCCAAGUUCGUUUGGAAUCAAUGGAAAACACACAUCUUGAUAAUGAACACGAUAAUGUCAAGGGAGAUGUGAACUUCCAAGUUGGUUUGGAAUCUGUGAAAAAGACAAAUCUUGAUGAUAAUGAACACAACAAUGUUGAGGAAGAUGUGAACUCCCAAGUUGGUUUAGAACCAGUAGAAAACACAAAUCUUGAACAUCUUAAUGAGGAUAUGUUGGAUGACACUGGUGACUUUUCUGAAGAUGAGCAAUUAAAUACAAUUAGUGAAGUUGAUUUCAAUGUUUCAACACUUGUCUCCGCUUUUGCAAAUCACAGUAUCAUUCAGAAAUUAUGUUGGUUGCUCAAGUUUUAUAAAAGCAAUUCCCUUGCUAUAAAUCAUUACAUAAUAAGCAUGUUGCGGAGAAUUAGUGAUGAGCUUGAACUCCAUCCCAUGCUCUACCAGUUGUCGCUGCUCACAAUUUUCUACGAUAUUCUUGCUGAACAAAAGUCAUGCCCCUGCAAGGAAUAUGCAAGUAUUGUUGAUUUUCUGAAUAGUUUGGUCAGAAAGAUGCUAAAGAAAAUGAAAAGGCAGCCCCUCCUAUUUGUUGAAAUUCUUUUUUGGAAGACUCGAAGGGAAUGCCAUUACAUCAAUGCAGAAUAUAUGAUGGAUGAACUUAACCAUUUGAGAAAAGAAAGUAAAAAGUGGAAUGAUAAUCAAGGAGAUGGAGAAAUUGGUUCCUCCCCAGUGAAGGCACGGACUCAUAGAAGCAUUGCUGAUGCACUUGGUGAUGAUGAAGCUGAUGUCGUGAUCUCUCAUGACUCAAGAUAUCAAAACAAUGGCGAAAAUCUUGAUGAUGUUGAAGGCUUUGCUUCUACCUCGGGAAGCAAGAAUGGCAGAGACGUUAACAAUGGGGAGCCAUGGCUGGAAGAUGAAUCUCAAACAGCUCCCAGAAGAAAGAAAAAACUUGUUCUAGAUGCUGAAUUAGAGAUGCAAAUUAAGAAUCUCUAUGAGAAAUUCAAAGAUGACCGAAAUUGCAGUCGACUUAUUGCUGAAGAGCUAGAUCCAGAUGGUAAAAUUUCUCCAGCUCAAAUAUCCAAUAAAUUGAAAAAACUAGGGCUAACAAUUGCAUCAAGGAAAAAGAAGGGCGAUGCUAAUGAGACUCUCUCAACAAGCCCUUUAGAAGGUGCCGGAGUAGCCGGAGUUGUGAAUUUAGAGGGAAGCCUGUUGGUUCAGCAUCGGCAGAAAAGAAAAAGAGUCAGUGCUUUCAAUGAAGAUCAGGAAGCCCUUAUCAAAGUUCUAUUUGAGCAAUUCAAGGACCAUAGAAGAUGUAGCUAUAUGAUAGCCAAUGCACUGGAUGUUGAUGGUAAAUUCACACCUGCCCAAGUCUCUCGAAAACUUACGCAACUUGGCUUAUAUGUUCCGCAAAAGAAUUCUAGAGGAAAUAUCCACCAAAAGAGGGAGGAUCUUAUGGAUUAUUCUAAGGAUGGAAUGGAUGAAUCUGAUGAUGAGACAUUGGUAUCAUUGAUAGAAAGAAAAAAAGUGAAGAAUGGAAAAAAAUCAAGCAAACCAUUACAUGAACAGACCAACGAUGAUAAGCUGUCAAAAGAUGAUUCUGAUGAUGAAAUACUUGGCUCCAUCCUCAAGAAAAAAGGGAAGAAAAGAAAAGAAUCAAGCAAACAGGUCCAUGAACAUUCUGGUGAGGAUAAAUUGUCAAAAGAUGAUUCUGAUGAUGAAAUACUCGGCUCUAUCCUCAAGAAAAAAAAGAAUAGAUCUGUAUCUGGUGAACAUUUACAUAAAAACACCAAUGUGGGUGAAUUGUCUAGAUAUGAUUCUGAAGAUGAAAUUCUUCAAUCUGCGCUGAAGAAAAAAAAGAAUGGAUCUGUAUCUGGUGAACUAUUACAUGAAAACACCAAUGAGGGUGAAUUGUCUAGAUACGAUUCCGAAGAUGAGAUUCUUCAAUCUGCACUGAAGAAAAAAAAGAAUAGAUCUGUAUCUGGUGAACUAUUACAUGAAAACACCAAUGAAGGUGAAUUGUCUAGAUACGAUUCCGAAGAUGAGAUUCUUCAAUCUGCACUGAAGAAAAAAAAGAAUAGAUCUGUAUCUGGUGAACAUUUACAUGAAAACACCAAUGAGGGUGAAUUGUCUAGAUACGAUUCUGAAGAUGAAAUUCUUCAAUCUGCACUGAAUGAAAAUCAAGUAGGUUUUAAGAAUUCCCAAGUAGAAAAUAAGCAAGUGGAUCCUGACUUGGAAGAUUCAGAGGAUGAUGUGGCUGUUAAUGUACUUCCUGACAAUGCUGUAUCAAGAAGGAAGCUGAGAAUGGUGAUGGAUCUUGAGGAUGAUGAGUGAUGUGAAAGUAUGGUUAGGAUGCUGGUUGAUUCCUUUAUACUUGACUGUUUGCUUUCAACUUGUACAAAUAUUAUGUGUACUAUUGAACUGAUUAUGGAAGAUUUUAUCCUCGUGUAUACUGUAUAGUUGGUUUUGUUGUAAUUUCUCAAACAGAGCAACAUCCAUAUAUAAGUUAUUCUCCUAUUUAUUUUCAA
Messenger RNA from Vicia villosa (hairy vetch), 4739 nucleotides. RefSeq lists its product as uncharacterized. The transcript has 24 exons. Gene Ontology annotation, biological process: replication fork arrest; DNA repair; DNA replication checkpoint signaling. NCBI's taxonomy places the organism in Eukaryota, Viridiplantae, Streptophyta, Magnoliopsida, Fabales, Fabaceae. Bases 112 to 4545 code for a protein of 1477 amino acids. Gene Ontology annotation, cellular component: replication fork protection complex. Gene Ontology annotation, molecular function: DNA binding. The record is from RefSeq and is a predicted model, not a curated record.